AUGUUGGUGGGCCUGCUGUACUCCAUCUGUUUAGCCUGUCAGUGGAUUUAUGGUUGGCCUGACAAGCCUGGGUGUAAGAAGUACAUAGAAGCUCUUAAUCCAAGGCGAAUAUAUCGUCUGACCCUCGCUACACUGGAUCUUCUCAAAUACCUGCAGUAUUGGAAAGUUUACUUUCAGCUGAAGUCAUGGUAUAACAAUGACAGGAAUCUAAAGUAUUAUGAAAAGGGCAUCACGUUUGGCCGCAGAGGCAACAAGCUGGACUUGUACCACCCUCCAAAUGUAGGGAAGCUGCCAUCACUGGCGGUAGUAUUUGUCUACGGAGGUGCAUGGGGCACAGGAGAAAGGUCCACUUACUGUUUACUGGGGAGUCGGAUGGCUGAAGAACUGAAAGCAACUGUAAUUUGUCCUGAUUACUGCACAUAUCCAAAGGGGAAUGUUUUAGGGAUGGUCCAAGAUAUCGCUGACUGCUUGAUUUGGGCCCACCAGAAUGGAGAGAAAUUUAACUUUGACAAAGACAACAUUGUAUUAAUUGGGCAUUCAGCAGGUGCACAUUUGUGUACACUCACCACACUGUUUCUUGUUGAUACAAGAGAGGAGCUUUCCAUAGAGCCAGACAAGCAACAGGAACUCUUCCUCUCGAUAAGAGGAAUUAUUGGUCUGAGCGGUGUCUACAACAUCGUGGACCACUAUGAGCAUGAACAGAAACGAGGAGUCGAACGAGUGUCCCCCAUGCACAAAGCGAUGAAUGGUGUGAAAAACUUUCCAUACUACUCACCAACACACUUACUAAAGAAGCUCAGCCAGGACAAAGUCAACAGAUUGCCUCCAUUUGCUUUGCUCCAUGGGACCAAUGAUAUUAUGGUUCCUGUUCAAUCUACCAUAAGAUUCUCAGAGCUUCUCACUUUGCGCUCUGUUAAGGUGUCAUUGAAUCUGCUUCCUGGAGUCGCCCACACUGAGACUGCCGUUGACCUCAUGGUGUCAAACAGAUGCCUCUACCAACCGAUCUACAGAUACAUCAAAGAAGAGUUCAGAAAACUUCUGGGUACCUGCUGA
Messenger RNA from Pelmatolapia mariae (spotted tilapia), 1053 nucleotides. RefSeq lists its product as uncharacterized. Gene Ontology annotation, molecular function: lipase activity. The record is from RefSeq and is a predicted model, not a curated record. The transcript has 7 exons. Bases 1 to 1053 code for a protein of 350 amino acids. NCBI's taxonomy places the organism in Eukaryota, Metazoa, Chordata, Actinopteri, Cichliformes, Cichlidae.